GUUGCGGACCAUGGCGGAAUGUGUUGGACUACACAGCAGCAGUAGUAGUCACACCAUGGAUAAAAGCAUCACUCUUCCUCCAGACGAGAUAUUCCGCAAUUUGGAAAACGCAAAGCGGUUCGCGAUAGACAUAGGUGGAUCUCUCACAAAACUUGCCUACUACUCAACUGUUCAACACAAGGUGGCCAAAGUGCGAUCUUUCGACCACACUACAAAGGAGGCUACCAGUGACGAGCUCUAUGAAAUCUCCGUGCAGGAAGAGGUCACAGCCCGCCUGCACUUCAUCAAGUUUGAAAAUGCCUACAUCGAAACAUGCUUGGACUUCAUCAAAGACCACCUGGUCAACACGGAAACCAAAGUCAUCAAAGCCACAGGUGGAGGGGCGCACAAGUUUAAAGAGCUCAUCGAGAGGAAGCUUGGACUCAAAGUUGACAAAGAGGAUGAGAUGACCUGCCUCAUUAAGGGCUGUAACUUUGUGCUGAGGAACAUCCCGCACGAGGCCUUCGUCUACGCCAAGCACGCCGACUCAGAGUUCCGCUUUCAGACGACUCAGCCGGACAUCUUCCCCUACCUGCUGGUCAACAUCGGCUCCGGGGUCUCCAUAGUCAAGGUUGAGUCAGAGGACAAAUUUGAGCGAAUCGGAGGAAGCUCCAUAGGAGGAGGGACGUUCUGGGGCCUUGGAGCUUUACUCACCAAAACAAAGAGAUUUGACGAGUUGCUCCAGCUGGCCUCAAAAGGGCAACACACCAGUGUUGAUAUGCUCGUCAAAGAUAUCUACGGAGGAUCUUACGGGUCUUUGGGCUUGACUGGAGAUCUUAUCGCGAGCAGUUUUGGAAAAUCUGCUACUGCUGACAAAGAGUUCUCUAAAGAAGACAUGGCCAAGAGCCUCCUCCACAUGAUCAGUAACGACAUCGGGCAGCUGGCCUGUCUGUACGCCAAACUGCACAACCUGUCCAGAGUUUACUUCGGAGGCUUCUUCAUCAGAGGACACCCAGUCACCAUGCACACCAUCACCUACAGCAUCAACUUCUUCACCAAGGGUGAAGUUCAGGCUCUGUUCCUAAGACAUGAAGGCUAUCUCGGAGCCAUUGGAGCAUUUCUUAAAGGAGCAGAGGAGGACAAUCCGAACCAGUACAGCUGGGGAGAGAACUAUGCGGGCAGCUCAGGCCUGAUGAGCGUCUCUCCAGAUAUGAACCCCAUGCAGCGUGCACGCAGCGGAACGUUCGACAUGCUGGAGAUGGACCGUCUGGAGAGGAAGCUGGUGAACCUGCCUCUGCUGCAGGACGCCUCGUCUUACAUCCCCGACACCAUGGACCUGACAGAGGACGCUGUGGCCCGCGAAUACUGGCUCUACUGCUUUGAGGAGGCUCUAGACGGGGUGGUAAAGAGAGCAGUAGCGAGCCAGCCUGACAUGCCCGAGGCGGCGGAGCGAGCCGAGAAGUUCCGCCAGAAAUACAGACACAAGCUUCAGACCCUCCGCCACCAGCCUUUUGCUUAUGGAUCCCUCACUGUCAGAAGUCUGUUAGACACGAGGGAACACUGUUUAAACGAGUUCAACUUUCCUGAUCCCUACUCUAAGAUUAAACAGAGGGAAAAUGACGUGGCUCUCAAGUACUACCAGAAGGCGGUGAAGUCCCUGGAGGAGCUGAGCUGGGAGGAGAGGCAGUUUGCUCUGGUCAGGGGCGUCCUGGCCGGGAAUGUCUUCGACUGGGGAGCCAAGGCCGUGUCAGACGUCCUUGAGUCUGAUCCUGAGUUUGGGUUUGAACACGCCAAACAACAGUUGGAAGAGCGGCCGUGGCUCGUCGACUCCUACGACCAGUGGUUCGAGAGACUGAAGGGUCCUCCUCAUAAGUGUGCCUUGUUUUUCGUAGAUAAUAGUGGAGUAGACAUCAUUCUAGGUGUGAUGCCUUUUGUCAGAGAGCUUCUCUCUCGAGGAACAGAGGUCGUGUUGGCCAGCAACUCUGGUCCGGCUUUAAAUGACGUGACCAACGGAGAGCUGCAGAUAUUAACUGAGAGCAUCGCUGCCAUGGACCCAGUCAUUCACGCUGGUCUGAAGGAGGACCGCCUGACGUUGGUCCAAAGUGGUUCCAGUUCCCCCUGUCUGGAUCUGAGCCGUCUGGACAAAGUUCUGGCGAUGGUGGUGCGGGAGCGGAAGACCGACCUGGUGAUCAUCGAGGGGAUGGGCCGCGCCAUCCACACCAACUACUACGCCAUGCUGAGCUGCGAGAGCCUGAAGAUGGCCGUCAUCAAGAACUCGUGGCUGGCCGACCGGCUCGGUGGGAAGCUGUUUAGCGUCGUCUUCAAGUACGAGCUGCCGGCGUCCAGCCAGCACCCCACGGCUCCCACGCCCUCGUGAGCACGAAGGACGGAGCUCGUGUUGGAGCAGGACAGAACGCUGGCGCCGAGCAGUCGAGACGGAGGAGCUCUGAAUGUAAGGACGAUGGUCGUAUACUGCCACUAAGUGAAAGACUGAGUGCAGAAGCUGAUUGUUAAAUAGAGGUGAGAUCAUUGACAGGGAGGUUUUUACGUUUCUUUUUUGUUGAUUUUUAGUGCUUGUUUCAUCAACAUGAUUGCUUUCCUCACAGAUUCUCCUGCACAAUCACUUUAGUCUGCAUCCAUCAUCACUGCCCGUCGAUCUCAUUCAGCGUCUGGUUUACAUGCCGAUGCUGGCCGCUUUGGUAAACUUUACCAGACUGUUAUGACGGAUGAGAUCGUCAGCUUGUAGGGAAAUCGGUGAAAAACACGUUUAAUUUUGCAUUAGUCACUGACAUGCUGCCAACACCGUGCAGCCAUAUGGGCGGGCACGGCUCGUUUGGCUGGAGUGUGUUAGAGAGAGAGAGAGAGAGAGAGCGCUGCAGGGCUAAUUACAGGUUUCAGCGGAGCACUUUUUACAUAAAGUGUGUUUAAUGUGCCUUGAGGCCGAUGUGAUAAAAGCAUCAUUCACUCAGAUCGCUUUUUAAUUCCUGUUGUAGGUAAAACUCCACACAAAUUUUGUUUCCCAGCAAUUUUACGCCAUAGACUAGGAAGAAUAUCCUAUUAUUUUAUUAUGAAUGCCUGUGAACGAACUGAGAUUAAGAAAUGAAUCGUCGUCACUUUUCACUUGUUGUAGCUGUUAAUGAGGCAUCAGGGAAAAUGUUUGAUCAGACUUUGUCACAAGAGAUUUUUGGCGGUGUUCCUCCACAUGGUGGCAGUAUUCUACUGUGACGUAGGUUUUUUUCUCUCUUUUAUUUAAAUGAUUUCUCAAAUCUUUACCAAGGUGCUUGGUGUCAGAAUUAACACUGCAUAUUUCAGGUUCAAUAUAUUCUAACUGAUUACAUCUCGUCACAGAGCUCGCCUCAGACUCACUGUAAUGAACUGGCAUGUUACAAGCAGUAAUCCAUCCCUGAGUAAAAGUUAAAAAAACAAACAUGCAAUUUGUUUAAAGGCAAUAAUGCUGCAGCACCUAGUUGUACCACACAUCAAACACUGUGUGAUUGUGAUGGUGACUUCAUCGUCUGAACUGAAGGCAGGCUGGGAUUUAAAACAAACAAAAGAAAAAGAAGCCUCGCCUUGUGGUGUGAAAAUGUUUCCAAAAGUUGCUGUGGACUCAUUGCAAUAUUGUAUUUGUCACAUGUACAUAUACAGUAAGUGUGUGUGUGUGUGUGUGUGUGUGUGUGUGUGUGUGUGUGUGUGUGUGUGUGUGUGUGUGUGUGUGUGUGUGUGUGUGUGUGUGUGUGUGUGUGUGUGUGUGUGUGUGUGUGUGUGUGUGUGUGUGUGUGUGUGUGUGUGUGUGUGUGUGUGUGUGUGUGUGUGUGUGUGUGUAUAUAUACAUAUAAAUAUAUAUAUAAAAUCCAUUUGCAUCACUUCAGUUAAGCACACCAAGCACAUUUAUGUGUCUUAUUCUCCUGACAAUCGAUUUUAAUUAAAUGGUGAAAACCUUUUAUUUUAUUCCUUUUCCUGUGUGUGUGUUGGUUUCUCUGCAUGUGUUGGGGGAGUGUGCAGCCGCGGAGAGGAACAGGGAGAGUUGAAAGUUGUUCCAUAUAAAAAAAAUAAUUUAAAAAAGCCCAUAGCCUGCCCCCGGCGGUAUAAAAACUCGACACCCUGGUUCCUGCUGGCUGCUGCCUGCUGGGGAGCUGUGGGCUGAUAAUGCAUGAGGAGGCCUGGCGGGGGGUCCUGCUGCUUUCUCCCCCUCGCUCGUCACUCUGGCUGCCAACACACACACACACACACACACACACACACACACUCUAACACGAACACACGAGUUCUGCAAGACAUCCUUAGAGACAUACUGUAUUUUUAACAUAAAGGUUGAUACGGAACAAAGCAUGUUAAGAUGGUAAUUCAUAGAGGUGUGAGUAACCAGAAGCCCCACGAUACAAUUUUAUUCAGAUUCUUGAGUCCCCAUACAAUAUUUUUGCGAUUUUAAGUAUUUUUCGAUAUGGUGAGUAUUGCGAUACAAUAUAUUACGAUUUAACUGUUUAACUGCAUUUUGUGUCCACAAAAUUAAAUUCAGUCAAGAAUUGUUUUGUCAAAUAAGAGAAAAUUCUCAGUCUAUUCAUCUCAUUUCAGUCUUUUUAUUUCUCCACGAUGAGUCAAACCCACAGACUGACCAACAAAGUACUCAGUCAAACUGAACUGAACUGAUAUCAAGUGAAGUGAAGUCAAAUUUAUUUCUAUAGCGCAUUUACAGAC
This is a messenger RNA of Centropristis striata (black sea bass), 4674 nucleotides long. RefSeq names its product pantothenate kinase 4 (inactive) (gene pank4). Lineage: Eukaryota; Metazoa; Chordata; Actinopteri; Perciformes; Serranidae. The transcript has 19 exons. Gene Ontology annotation, biological process: coenzyme A biosynthetic process. Gene Ontology annotation, molecular function: ATP binding; pantothenate kinase activity. Gene Ontology annotation, cellular component: nucleus; cytosol. The record is from RefSeq and is a predicted model, not a curated record. Bases 11 to 2356 code for a protein of 781 amino acids.